Histoplasma mississippiense is the source of this 351-nucleotide messenger RNA. RefSeq lists its product with no specific name. The record is from RefSeq and is a predicted model, not a curated record. The transcript is spliced from 2 exons. Bases 1 to 351 code for a protein of 116 amino acids. Lineage: Eukaryota; Fungi; Ascomycota; Eurotiomycetes; Onygenales; Ajellomycetaceae.
AUGCAAACAUCAGACUCAAAGCGUGUCAAGAAGCCAUGGACUGUGCACAGUAGCCUCGUGCAGAUGCGUUAUCGACGGAAAGGCACGCUGCAGCGUAUGCUGCGUAGCUACUUUGAUAACUGUCGCUGCAAGGGCGUCUACCUCCUCAUCCAUGAAGACAACCGGUACUUUACGAUUAAUUUUAACAAGUCUGAUGCUUCGAACAGCCACUUUCCACCACCAGACAAAGAUAUAAAACAGGAGAAACAUUAUCCCCCCCCAUCCCGAACAACGAGUGAGAACUACAUGAAAUAUCAGAAGUCUAGAGCGGGGAAGAAGGGAAAGCAAGUGACACGAGCAGAUUUGAGAUAA